AUGUCGGAAGGAGACAUCAAACAACUUGCCACCUUCAUGGGACACUCCAAGGAUGUCCACAAAAACUUUUACAGACUUUCCGAAAGUGCUUUCCAGCUAUCAUUUAGACAAGGGGAUGGUGUUGUAACAAUAAAAACGCCUUUUGAAGAAAAAUCCAAGGAGUAUUGGGUGUUAAGCCACUAUAAGGUCGCCAAAAUUGAGAAUGUGCCAGUAAAGGACAGAUGGAAGUUCAGCGAAGCUACUGUUAGAUUGUACACAAGCGAUGAAUCAAAAGAUCAAACACUUCAUACUGGACUCAAUGAGACGAUGCAAACUAUAUUUGAUAAAUUACUAACUGAUCCGAAGCGUCAAACUAUUAAGAGCAAGACGAGUGUUUGAUUAUUAUAUGAAAAAAAUAAAUUUAAUUUAAUAAACAAAAUAUUAUUAUACAUGCUUUUUUUUUAAUUAUUCAAAACUCAAAGGUCUUGGAAUACAUAAACCUAUAAACUAUGGUUGGGGAAAAAAAAAAA
Messenger RNA from Acyrthosiphon pisum (pea aphid), 509 nucleotides. RefSeq lists its product as uncharacterized. The transcript is spliced from 3 exons. The record is from RefSeq and is a predicted model, not a curated record. Lineage: Eukaryota; Metazoa; Arthropoda; Insecta; Hemiptera; Aphididae. Bases 1 to 378 code for a protein of 125 amino acids.